AUGGAUCGUCACGCAACACCGCCGUUUAUGCUACGGCUCUUCUAUCGAACCGGCGCAUUUCACAGACCCGAUGAGUUCAAUACGUCGCAGCUCCCACCGCAUAUGCCAAUAUAUACCUGGCCCGACUGCACCUUAACGGAGCUUACUUAUAUUAUCGCUGCCUUGAAGCCAUCUCUCGUCCCUGACCCGGCCAUCGGCACCCGUUUCGCAUUCCGCCUCAUCUUUCCAGACACGCGAAACACCUCGGGUCCAACGUCGUCCAAGUACACUGUUAAAGAUUUAGGUAGCGUGAUAGUUGGUAAUGGGGGGCGAGGAUUGGACCCUGACGACCCUGAGGCUGAGAAGACGCUCGACUCCGAAGGAGAUAAGACUCUAAAGGAGGCCAGGUUUGUCGUCGGUGAUUUUAUAUCGUGCGCCAUCCUCCCUCCCCUACCGGACGGUUCCGUUGCCCCUGUUUCUAGCGCAAGGGUCGGACGCAGUACCGGUGCCAGCGAGCCCAGGGCUUCUAUAGGUCAUGUCCCCAGUAGCUCCUUCGGCAGAAGAGAACAGGAGAACGGGACCGACCGCUCUGGUAGACUAAGGAAUAGCGGGAGGGGAUACGAUGGGUUUGGAAGUCGUGGUAGCAUACCGAUGGGUGAAUGGAGGAGGGGAGAACGCUUACCUGAGUCGCCCCCUGUAGGACGUGGCAGAGGGACAAGACGGGCAUAG
This is a messenger RNA of Daldinia childiae, 708 nucleotides long. RefSeq names its product Histone deacetylase complex subunit SAP18. Gene Ontology annotation, biological process: negative regulation of DNA-templated transcription. Lineage: Eukaryota; Fungi; Ascomycota; Sordariomycetes; Xylariales; Hypoxylaceae. The coding region runs from base 1 to 708 and encodes 235 amino acids. Gene Ontology annotation, cellular component: nucleus. The record is from RefSeq and is a predicted model, not a curated record. Gene Ontology annotation, molecular function: transcription factor binding; transcription corepressor activity. The transcript has 2 exons.